Molecule: messenger RNA, 3484 nt
Organism: Stegostoma tigrinum
Lineage: Eukaryota; Metazoa; Chordata; Chondrichthyes; Orectolobiformes; Stegostomatidae
Gene: hlcs
Product: holocarboxylase synthetase (biotin-(proprionyl-CoA-carboxylase (ATP-hydrolysing)) ligase)
Exons: 15
Coding region: 931-3417 (828 amino acids)
Biological process (GO): protein modification process
Cellular component (GO): cytoplasm
Molecular function (GO): biotin--[biotin carboxyl-carrier protein] ligase activity
Source: RefSeq, a predicted model, not a curated record
GUUGCCGCCUGACAGCGAGGCCCGGCCUUACAGCCCUUCUGCAGCUGUCCAGGAAAACAUCUGUGUUCGUCUGGCCGAUAGGGCUUUCCUCCUGGCUGAGCCCCAAAAGGAUUGAAACAAUGUAGCAGCCUAGCGUGUUUGUGACAGACCUAAUCGCAAAGGCAAAACAACCCUUCCUUAGUGUCGCUCUGAAGCACUCAAUGGAAGUCGCAACAAUCUUUGCCUAGCUGUGAAGAAUCGUCACUGACCAAUCUACACAAUCCACCAAAUGGUGGACCAAUUUUCAAAGGAUAACCCAGGGAAAUUGGUUGAUAAGGCUGUGUUUUAUAAUGGACAAGUGGGGCAGCAAUGUGAAUGCCAUCAAGCUCCUCAUUGUUUGAAGAACUUGCAGUUUUGGAGAACAUCCAGGAAAUCGUAAAAGGGUCCGAUCUACUUUUGCACUCGAAAGAGGUGAACAGCUGACAAGCCACUAAUGCUUUAUGCAUCAAGAAUCUCCAGUGAGCUUAGGAACCAACCUGAAGCUGGUAAUGAAUGUGGCCAACAUAGUGGCCACUUUAUGGAAAUGCUAGCUCUGAGCAACAACCAGUUUCGGAGUCUGCUGGAGGAAUUCAAUGCAAAAUAUGUGGAUUUACACCAAAAUGACGUAUGCUAGCUCAUUAUGGUUUGCAACACAUUCACUUGGAGUUGCAACACAAAAUUAUACCUCUUACUGGAGGAAGGAAUAAUCAGUUUCAGGGCUCUGCAGUGGGAUCUGGUGGAUUUCUGUUUGUGUUUCCCUAGACUUUGGAGUGCUGGAAGACUUUCUUCAAGAAACUGAGCUUUGUGAUGACUUGAGUAAAUGGUCACUGCACCCUGAACCUGUGAUAGCUAGCACUGAACACAAGCAGCAGGCACAGCAAAUAACUUUUCUGAUAGAAGCUAUCUUCGGAAAUGCUAGUUUUGAUACAAUCUCUGUUUCUUCUGAAAAAGUUUUUACUCUGCUUGUUUUCUCUGUCAAUUCAGCUUCUACUGAUAUUUCGUCAACAUAUCAUCCUUAACAAACAUCAAUACAAGAUUUUAAAGUAUUCUGACUUAUGUGUACCGUUGGCAUAUUUGCUUGGGAACCCAUACAAACUAAUUGCUGAAGCAAAUGUGGAUAAUUUUAGCAGGCUUGGUGUUGCCUUCAUGGAGAACAGACUACAGAUGGAUAAUGGCAUGGUACCUCAAAAAAUUGUUUCUCUACAGCUCAAUGAAUCUGUCCAAAUGAAAUUGCUGGAACCAAGUGUCGGGUUUCAAAAAGAGUGGCAGGAGCUUGGUCAUCUCCAGGAUCUUGAUAUUGCAAUGGAACCAUGUCAUAAAAGUACUUUAAUCAAACCAGUGACUGACCAAAAUGUGGGUUCGUGUGGCGAUACCUGCAGUACAGUUGGUUCUACUGAGAAACUUCGUCAACCAGAAAUGGAUGAACUUAAGGCCAUUCAAAAUAAAGAGUUUCAUAUCACCCAAGAGGCAAAGGAACUCGAGGAACACGAAGGCUAUUGCCUUCACCUUGCCAGUUGCUCUGAGUGUUUGGAGUUGGAAAACAGCACCAUUGAGUCAGUCAAAUACGCCUCAGCAGAAAACCUACUGGACCUCCCUGAUGAUUAUUGUGGAAGCUCUGAUGAAACAGUGGUUGGGGAGGACAAUUUUACAAUAAACACAGGACAAAGUAACAAGAAUGGGAAACCUCCCAAUGUAUUGAUCUAUGUUGGCUCUGAUUACAGUCAGUACUUGGUAAAAUUUAAGCAAAUAAAAUCCGUACUUUUGGAUUGCCUUGACAAUGAAAGCUAUGUGAUCUAUCCCCUUCUAGAAGAGCAGGUUCUAAAAGUUCCUUGGGUUGAUAAUGCUGUAUUGCUGGUUGUGGCAUGUGAUGAUCCAGUGCCUGAACAGAUUCAUGCAAAGUUCAUGACCUACCUGUCCAAAGGUGGGAAGAUCUUGGGACUCUGUACAUCAUUUUCUUUUGGUGAGAUCAAAGUAGCUGUCAAAAAAGAACUGAAAGGAAAGAUUCACAGAUGGUUCUUCACUAAGUCUGACAGCAAGGACAUAACCCUCCAUGCUUUUAUCAGUGGCAAAGCAUUCUUAAGAGAAACCAAAAAUGCAGAGGAAGCCAUGGAAGAUCUUGAGCUAUGGGGGAGUUUGGCUAAUCCUGAAAAGGACAUAGUAAUUGUACGUUUACCCUAUGGAGAAAAUGGAGGAGAAGCUGUGCUGUGCCAGGUUCAUCUUGAAAUUCCUCCUGAUUCAAAAGAGACCCAAAUGCAGCAGGAUUUCAGAGCACUUAAACUGAGCAAUGCACUGCGAUAUGAAGUACUGACAGAAAUUCUGACAUAUUUGCAACUUAACUGUGAACUUAGUCAAGUUCCACCUCUGACACCAGUGUACCUUCUGACCACAGCAGAGGAUAUUCGACAAACUUUCCUAAAAUGGCUAUGGCCCAGACUGGACAAGGAAGGUGUACUUAAGUCACAGAAAGUAUCUUUAAAAGUUGUAACAAUGCAGCAACCCGGAAUGGAGGUCACACGUAACACCUUGCCCGUCAUCAUAGAAUCGCCAAAAGUUUCAUCAGAAUAUUUUGACCUGAAAGUCUACUGCGAAAAUCUGCAAACUAACGUCCUAGGUCAAAUAGUUUUCUUCAGUGAGGUGAUCAUAACUACAAUGGAUCUGUUUGAUGGGUUGAUGCUUUCGUUUCCAGAGGAAGUAGGGUUAAUUGCCAUUGCAAUUCGACAAACACAAGGCAAAGGUCGUGGAGGAAAUAUAUGGCUAAGUCCAAUAGGCUGUGCAAUGUUUACUCUACACACUAGGAUUCAAGCCCACUCUAAACUUGGACAGAACAUUUCUUUUGUACAGCACUUAAUGGCUCUGGCUGCAGUGGAAUCUGUGGUAUCCAUGCCAGGAUAUGAGGAUAUUGAUCUGAGGCUUAAAUGGCCAAAUGAUAUUUACUACAGUAAUCUCAUGAAAUUAGGUGGAGUCCUGGUUAAUUCCACUUUGAUGGGAGCAACCUUUCAUGUACUUGUUGGCUGUGGAUUCAAUGUAAGCAACAGCAACCCCACGAUUUGUAUCAAUGAUAUCAUCCAGCAACAUAACAAAGAGAAUGGAACAGAUUUGCAGACACUUCGAAUAGACCUGCUGAUAGCAAGAACCGUCACUAUCUUUGAAAAUCUGAUGAGCAUUUUCCAGGAGAAAGGGCCAAAUGGAGUUUUACCACUCUAUUAUAAACGAUGGCUACACAGUGGCACAAAGGUACGACUGUGGAAAGAGGACGGUCCAAUAGCGUGGGUUGUUGGCCUGGAUGAUUCGGGCUUUCUUCAGGUUCAGCUGGAAAAUGAUGAAGACAUUGUUACAGUGCAGCCUGAUGGAAACUCGUUCGACAUGCUUCGUAACUUGAUGAUCACUAAGCAUCAUUAAAAAUGCCAUCAGGUUUUGGGGAAAUUUUGUUUUCCUGGAGUAAGGAAUAAAUAAAUGAGUAAAUUUU